GUGGACAGAUCAAUUUAUAAUUUCAAUUUUCUCAAUUCAAGUGAAAACACGUGCUCCACGUGCUUUAGAAUAACUUAAAAACUUUUUCAAACUGACACAGAUUUAAAUGACAAAAUUCUUACAUGAUUAAAGUGUAAAAACACGGAAAUGGCUCUCUCAAGAGAGCUGAGUCGUAGAUUGGAAAGCAAUGAGGAGCCAUUAGCGAAGCGUUUGAAAUUAGCAGAAAACACUUUUACGAGCGAAGAUUUCCCUGUGACACGAAAAGAAGACCUUGUUUUAAGAUGGCUGUGCGAACAGAUAGAGAAGGAGGGAACAAAUUCUGCUCCCAUUUUAAACACGCUGACCAAAUGUCUGAGGUUCAAAAUGUUUUGUCCCAUGGUUAUUUUCAAAACCGAUAUCAAGCAAAUUCUGGUCGAUACCUUGAUAAGAAAAUUAAGCCACGCAGAGAGCACAGAACUCCGAGAAGUUAUGGAGGCUUGCACAAUGAUUUUUCUCAACCGAGAAAUGCAUCGCUACUUUCAAACCAAUCUCUUGUCUAUCGCUAAUUUAAUCACAAGCCUUGUAGCUUGUAUUUCUGCCAGAAAAUCAAAUAGAAACAUAGAUGAAGGAGAGGCAUUAUUGAAAGAUGAAGGACGAACUUGUGUAAUUCAUGGUAUCGAAUGCUUGGUUACUUGUUAUAAACAAUCGACCAAUAAAGACGAAAUAGCUGAGAUCUUAAUCUCACAAAUGUUGUAUCCGUUAUGCAGUCUUGUUAAUAUGAAUCAGCAUGAUAGACUGGGGGCUGAAAUUCACAAGUGUAUUCAACAAUUAAUAUUUGGCAAAUCAAGAUUUUUGCAGUUUAAAGAUUUCAUUGGAAAAGAAGAUAAUUUUGUGUUGAAGUUGUUUGAAGAAUUGAAAAAAAAAGUAGAUAGUUACGAAGUGCAAAUUACAGUUGUUGCGUUUUCAUACAUUUUUCGAGCUGCUGCUGGUUCUUACAAAAAUGAUCCAGCAACCAUAGACCGUGUGUUUAGGAAUUUGAUGAAUUCUGCCGGCCCUGUCAAGGUUAAAGUCUUUGCAAAUAUUAAACAACAGUUAUCGAAUGUGGGAUUUGAUUAUCAGAAUAAAAUUGGGGAAUCAACACUUUUUGAAUAUUUACAAAUGUUGAUCGACGAAGUAAUUUCAUCAGAGAUUUUGAACGACGUUCACUACAAAGCUUUGGAAAGCAUCGCCGUGCUCAAUCCCCUCAUUAUUGAAACAAAGAUGCAAAAUAUCUUUGAGCGCAUUCUAUUCGAAGAAAAAAAAAAUGGAGACGAGAUCAAUUCGUAUACGGAUCUUAUGGUCGCAAUUAUCGAGGCUGGAGUGCGUUUAAGACGAGAACAAAAACUCAUUCCAUGGAUUCUUAAAGCUGUUGAGAUAAAACUCGAAGAGAGUAAUAAAUUGAAAUUGAAUUUUGAAACCGUUUUUCCUGUGGGCUUUAAAAAACAUUUCAGUAAAUCGGUCGGAAAUAUGACAAGCGCGCAAACUAUCGGUGUGCUCAGAACUCUCAUUUAUCAUCUCAACAACUGCGCCGCUAUGGUUACUAAAAAUAAAAAAGUUGGGACUUUCAUGUUGCAAGCCACAGCUGAUUUAAUGUCAGCAUACUUCGAAGGCGUCCGGAUAUUUGAUCAUUCCAUUCAAAUUUCCAGUCAGGAUAAAUUUAUUCAAGGCCUGAGAGAACUUGGAAAAACGAUUUCCUUGUUAACUGACACAAUAAUGGAAAUCGGGGAUAAUGAAAAAAUGAUUGCGGCAGUGCUGAGCGUUGUUUGGUAUUGGGAUAGUAUGCACGCUUGGAUGGAACAUUACGUGCCUGAUGCAGUAUCGCAAAAGCUUGAUUUUCCAAUUUCUGAGAGUCGAGUUCGAGAAAUCAUGGAAAAUAUCGAUAGCCUCAAUUGUAAAAAAGCAAUGAACAGGAUUUUAGUCCAGCAAAUGGGACGAAAUUUGGAAGAGAGCAAACCCUUCGAUUCGUCGAACCUGCUGGAUGGUUUCGAAAACUCUUGGUCAAUUAUACUCGAUCAUAGUCCACACGUUAUAUCAUCAAUGAACAAUUCACAAAUUGCUGAAUUAGCGAAACAUCUUUUGGAUGAUUUGAAGUGUUCACAGACCAAAGAUUUACAGCCCCUGAAGAGACUGAACGUCGAAAGCGUGCAGAAUGACGAGAGAUUUUUAAAAUCUCUUGUGUAUCAGAUACUCGUCGAUAUCUCGGAAAAAGUCAACGAAAGUAUGACGAAAACAAUCGCAGGACACGUCGAUGUGGUGAAAAUUUUGAAUCGUGGCAGUACGUCGAAGUUAACGAAGCAUAUGAAAAGUGAUUUAACAAGAAAAGAAUGGAAGACUUUGAAUGAGGAAUCGUUGUCUAUUGUGGAAAAAGAUUUGCGAAUCUUGUUGCAUUUACCGUUGAAAUAUUUCGGACUCGAUUUCAGAAAAGCUCUCUUUCUCGUUAUUUAUUCGAUUAAAAAUGAGUCUAGGGGCAACGAGACAAUUCUACAGAUUUGUUCACGCAUUUCAAUCGAUUUGUCAGAAAAAUUGGAUAUCGAUGUAAUUGAUCUGAUUGAUUCAGAUUCACUGAUUUACGAAUUAACGCAUGACAAAUCGAACCGAAGGGUCAUCGAAUCGUCAUUAAAAAAUAUUUCCAAUUGGGAAACGUUGAAAAUUUUGGUGAAAAAAUCUCAAAAGACUGAUUCUUCGACUGCUCUGUUGUUGGAGUGUAUCGAGCGUGUAAAGCCGAAACUGAAGGGUGAAGAGAAGGAAAUAUUUAAAAAGGCCGAACAAAGGUUGAGCAGAAAAUUACUCGACAACAUGAAUGACGAAUUUAAAGAUCCCGAUAAUAUUAAACGCUUCACUUUAGCUCUACGAGUUUCUACAACGAAUGGACAAAUACCGGAAAAUUUAAUGGCUAUCACGAAAUCCAUUAUAAACAAGAUUUUUCUGACUGAUGCAGUAACAGAUGGAAAAUUUAUCACAGAAGGUCUACAUUUGAUGAGUGUGGUGUUGAAACUUGGUGGAAAAUUGGAUCUGAAUGAAAAAAUUCUAAAAAAUGUUUGGCCACAUGUGCUCAAUAAUCCCGUAAAAGAUAUCGCUCUUCCCAUCUUGGAAAGAGCAGAGCCCAAGGCGUUGAAAAAACUUUUUAUGCUACUUCAUUCACAAACUAUUACGGCCCUUACAGCGUCGGACGAUGUUACUUUCAAACGCUCUCUGAUUAUUUGGAAUUGUGUGACGAGUAUACCAAUGAGAGAUGCUCGUCAAAAAUUUCGAAUAACUGCUCUACAUUAUUUGCUUCAAGCUCUACUAAUUUCAAAUAUUCAUGUCAACUUUUGGCCGCCUGUCUUGCAAUUCGUGCGCAGCAUAUUGCCUGAAUCCCUGCACGUUAUCGAGAAAAGUAUCGAUCUCGUAACUCUACUUGUUGCACGAUCGUUGAAAGAGGCAGAAUUGAACGCUUGCGAGUAUGCUCUCGUUUUAUCCUCCUCUUUGGUAAAAUUCAACGCGCCGAUUAUUAUCGAUCGAUUGCCUAUUCUGCUUGGGUUGUAUAGGAAGAUCGUGGAACUCGUUGUUCGUGAAUCGAGAAAGGAUAAUGAUUCGUCGAGGCUACGAAUACUCGGAUGUUUAGCUCUUGAUAUCGAAAAAUUUACCAAUGCUUUGGUCAAACUGAAAAAAGAUUUGGUUCGAAUCAGUCCUUAUGUGAUCGCUGAUCUUGUUGGAAUAUUUUCAGAAGGUGUAAUACCUCCUAGAGUUAAGGGGCCAUUGGAAGAUUCUGUUGGACAUUUUCUCAGCAUAUGCGACCAACAUGCCAUUUCUCUGCUUUCCAGAACUCUGCCAACUUCUACACGGGGCAUAUUCCAAACUCUUUAUGACACUUAUAAUAAGUUUCAUAAGUUUACCGGCAAAAUCUGAUUUCUAUAUCUAUUUGUACGAUAUCUACAAAAGUUUCGAUUACAUCUACAAUCAUAAGCAAAUACAACAAAAACUUUGCAAAAUUUGUACAUAUUUUUAAUUGUUUAUAUCGAUUUUACAAAACAGAAUUGAUAAUAAUCGAUCUACUUGCAACCAUGCACAAUCCUUAUAUAUUAAAAUGAUACAAAUUUUUUAAAAAAAAAACAAAAAAAAACUUUGGCAAUCCGAUCGAUCGAAAAAAUUCGAUCAAUUUUUAUCGUCGCUCGAUCGAGCAGGUGUCCAUGUGUGCAUGUCGUCUGCUACAACAGCGCCGCGCCGAAUGUUGUUUUUGUCAUCUCUGUCUCUGGCUCUGUGUCCCACGGAAGGAAUACUAUGAUACUAUGUGGGGCAUACGAAAGCCCAUCGGUUAUAAUUUUACCGAUAUUUUUAUAGUUACGAUACUUGGCGGUAUUUCAGGUAUAUACAUUUGGAAACCCUCGAUUGAAAAAUACUGGGCCGAAAAGAAAUCUGAAGACAAAAUAAUAAUUGAUCCAUCAGAAUGAGUAAAAAGCCGGCAUCUAUGAACGCACAGGUGGGAAUGUUUCUCCUGGGUACAAUAGGCAUGGGUGGAUGUGCAUUAACCAUAUUCUUAAGCAAAUAUGUAUUUGGGCCAUUGAUGAAAGAAAGAAAAUUGAAUAAUUCGAUGGCACUUGCUGAAUCAUUGUAUCAGCUGGAAUUGGAAACUGAAAAGAAUAUCCAAAGCGGAGUCAACGAGCACUAGAAAAUGAAGCUUCGAAAGAAUUUUAUCCAAUAAUCUAUUGACUUUAUUUGUAAUGAAUAAAUAACCAAGAGGAAA
Venturia canescens is the source of this 4741-nucleotide messenger RNA. RefSeq lists its product as uncharacterized. Lineage: Eukaryota; Metazoa; Arthropoda; Insecta; Hymenoptera; Ichneumonidae. Gene Ontology annotation, cellular component: nucleolus. The record is from RefSeq and is a predicted model, not a curated record. The coding region runs from base 148 to 3906 and encodes 1252 amino acids. Gene Ontology annotation, biological process: ribosome biogenesis. The transcript has 12 exons.